This is a messenger RNA of Microtus ochrogaster (prairie vole), 6511 nucleotides long. RefSeq names its product neuregulin 2 (gene Nrg2). The record is from RefSeq and is a predicted model, not a curated record. Gene Ontology annotation, molecular function: signaling receptor binding. Lineage: Eukaryota; Metazoa; Chordata; Mammalia; Rodentia; Cricetidae. Gene Ontology annotation, biological process: animal organ development; nervous system development; intracellular signal transduction.
UCCUACACCCCAAUUCCUGGGAUGCUAUCAGAAGCCUCUACGUUUCUCCACCCUCUCCUCGCGGCACUAAACCCCACUGUCAUGCUUAUAAAUCCCAAGAGCAAAGGGUGGCACGAUUCCUCCCGCGCCCCUGCGGGCUGAAGGCGGGCACUAAAGCAGUGCAGUUCCAAGCUUCCCCUGCAGAAGCCACGCUCCUGACUUGGUCCGGGGAUAGAGGGGGCGCGAGAGAGCAAGUGGGCGGGCGUCCCAUCCUCCGCAUCCUCCUCCAAGUCCUGGCGCGCAGGGAGGGAGCGCUGCGCUGCGCCGGGCUGCGCAUCGCGGCCCACUUGCCGCCUGUCCCCUGCCCUGGCUGGGCCACCUCCCCGGGCUGCCGGUGGAGGGCUUAGAGGCGCUAACGUUACGCUGUUUCCGGUUUUCCAGAGGGCUCUGUUUCCCCUCCCAAGGCGGCGGCGGCUGAGCGGCGGAGCCCCCCAAAUGGCCUGGCCAGAUGCGGCAGGUUUGCUGCUCAGCGCUGCCGCCGCCACUGGAGAAGGCUCGGUGCAGCAGCUACAGCUACAGCGACAGCAGCAGCAGCAACAGCAGCAGCAGCAGAAGCAGCAGCAGCAACAGCAGAAGCAGCAGCAGCAGCAGCAGCGAGAGCGGCGGCAGCAACAGCAACAGCGGCAGCAGCAUCUCCCGUCCCGCUGCGCCCCCAGAGCCGCGGCCGCAGCCGCAGCCGCAGCUCCGCAGCCCCGCAGCCCCGAGAGCCGCCGCCCGCUCGCGAGCCGCAGCCGCCGGCGGCAUGAGGCGCGACCCGGCCCCCGGCUUCUCGAUGCUGCUCUUCGGUGUGUCGCUCGCCUGCUACUCGCCCAGCCUCAAGUCGGUGCAGGACCAGGCGUACAAGGCACCCGUGGUGGUGGAGGGCAAGGUACAGGGACUGGCCCCGGCUGGCGGCUCCAGCUCUAACAGCACCCGCGAGCCGCCCGCCUCGGGUCGGGUGGCGCUGGUGAAGGUGCUGGACAAGUGGCCGCUCCGGAGCGGGGGGCUGCAGCGCGAGCAGGUGAUCAGCGUGGGCUCCUGUGUGCCGCUCGAAAGGAACCAGCGCUACAUCUUUUUCUUGGAGCCCACUGAGCAGCCCUUAGUUUUUAAGACGGCCUUUGCCCCGGUCGACCCUAACGGCAAAAACAUCAAGAAAGAGGUGGGCAAGAUCCUGUGCACUGACUGCGCUACCCGGCCCAAGCUGAAGAAGAUGAAAAGCCAGACCGGCGAGGUGGGUGAGAAGCAGUCGCUGAAGUGCGAAGCAGCAGCCGGGAACCCCCAGCCCUCCUACCGCUGGUUCAAGGAUGGCAAGGAGCUCAACCGGAGUCGUGAUAUUCGCAUCAAGUACGGCAAUGGCAGAAAGAACUCCCGACUGCAGUUCAACAAAGUGAAGGUGGAGGAUGCGGGAGAGUAUGUCUGCGAGGCGGAGAACAUCCUUGGGAAGGACACCGUGCGGGGCAGGCUCCACGUUAACAGCGUGAGCACCACUCUGUCGUCGUGGUCGGGACAUGCCCGGAAGUGCAACGAGACAGCCAAGUCCUACUGUGUGAAUGGAGGUGUGUGCUACUACAUCGAGGGCAUCAACCAGCUCUCCUGCAAGUGUCCUGUGGGAUACACCGGGGCCAGGUGUCAGCAGUUCGCAAUGGUCAACUUCUCCAAGCACCUUGGAUUUGAGUUAAAGGAGGCUGAGGAGCUGUACCAGAAGAGAGUCCUGACAAUUACUGGCAUCUGUGUGGCUCUGCUGGUCGUGGGCAUCGUCUGUGUGGUCGCCUACUGCAAGACCAAAAAACAGCGGAGACAGAUGCAUAACCAUCUCCGGCAGAACAUGUGUCCAGCCCACCAGAACCGGAGUCUGGCCAACGGGCCCAGCCACCCUCGGCUGGACCCUGAGGAGAUCCAGAUGGCUGAUUACAUCUCCAAAAAUGUGCCCACCACAGACCACGUGAUCCGGAGGGAAACUGAGACCACAUUCUCUGGGAGCCACUCCUGCUCACCUUCUCACCACUGCUCCACAGCCACGCCCACCUCCAGCCACAGACAUGAGAGCCACACGUGGAGCCUGGAACGUUCGGAGAGCCUGACCUCGGAUUCCCAGUCAGGCAUCAUGCUGUCAUCAGUGGGCACCAGCAAGUGCAACAGCCCAGCCUGUGUGGAAGCGCGAGCACGGAGGGCAGCGGCCUACAGCCAGGAGGAGCGGCGCAGGGCUGCCAUGCCACCCUACCACGACUCCAUAGACUCCCUGCGUGACUCUCCACACAGUGAGAGGUACGUGUCGGCCCUGACCACGCCCGCGCGCCUCUCGCCCGUGGACUUCCACUACUCGCUGGCCACGCAGGUGCCGACCUUCGAGAUCACGUCGCCCAACUCUGCGCAUGCCGUGUCGCUGCCGCCCGCCGCGCCCAUCAGCUACCGCCUGGCGGAGCAGCAGCCGCUCCUGCGGCACCCGGCGCCGCCGGGCCCUGGGCCGGGGUCCGGCGCGGACAUGCAGCGCAGCUACGACAGCUACUACUACCCCGCGGCGGGGCCCGGACCGCGGCGCAGCGCCUGCGCGCUGGGCGGCAGCUUGGGCAGCCUCCCCGCCAGCCCCUUCCGCAUCCCUGAGGACGACGAGUACGAGACCACGCAGGAGUGCGCGCCCCCGCCGCCGCCGCGGCCACGCACGCGCGGCGCGUCCCGCAGGACGUCAGCGGGGCCGCGGCGCUGGCGGCGCUCGCGCCUCAACGGGCUGGCGGCGCAGCGCGCACGCGCGGCGCGGGACUCGCUGUCGUUGAGCAGCGGCUCGGGCUGCGGCUCAGUGUCGGCCUCGGACGACGAGGCGGACGACGCGGACGGGGCGCUGGCGGCCGAGAGCACGCCUUUCCUCGGCCUGCGGGCGGCGCACGACGCGCUGCGCUCGGACUCGCCGCCGCUGUGUCCGGCGGCCGACAGCAGGACUUACUACUCCCUGGACAGCCACAGCACGCGCGCCAGCAGCAGACACAGCCGUGGGCCGCCCACGAGGGCCAAGCAGGACUCGGGGCCCCUCUAGGCGCCCCCCGCCUCGCCCGCCCCAAGUCUCCAAGGAGAGCGGAGACCACCGACUGGAGAGGGAAUAGGAGCGAACAAAGAAAUAAAAAUAUUUUUAUUUUCUAUAAAAAGGAAAAAAGUAUAACAAAAUGUUUUAUUUUCAUUUUAGCAAAAAAAUGUCUUAUAAUACUAGCUAACGGCAAAGACGUUUUUAUAGGGAAACUAUUUAUAUGUAACAUCCUGAUUUACAGCUUCGGAAAAAAAAAGAAACAACAAAAAAAAAGAGAGAUGGGCCAAUUUUUUGACUCUUUAAUAGAAACCUAUAUUGUGGUGCCUUUUGCUGUAUGCUAAUCUGGGGCUCCUGGAGAGUCGUCUGGGGUGCAGGGUGGGGAUGGGCGCUUGUAGGAUCCCAAACCGGUGAGGGUGAGAAAAGGCAGGAAAAGAAGAGACCGAGGUUCUACUGGCCCUGAGGGUAGUGGACAGUGAGGAAGAAAAUGAAGACAAGGCAGAAUUUGCCCUGUUCAGAUCUGGAAUCUCGGGCAGAGAGGGCAGGGAUCCUUGCCUAGAGCUGGAAUUGAGGUCGGGUUACUUCCAGGGGGAGACAUAGCCCCCCAACUACAGCAACUAGAAUGGGGAGGGGUCCUCCCCGCCCCUCAAGGCUGCUAAGGGAAAGAGGACAGAGAAGGCGGUCUCCCCACCAGCCCCCGGCCUAGGGAGGGGCAGCACUACCAGGGGCCCAACCUUCAUAGCUCCUCCUCCUGCGGCCUCCAGGGUACUCUGUCCUCUGCAGCACCUUCGUUUACAGGUCGUCUUUUCUAUUUUACGCCUGCAUGUCCUUUGCAUUUCAGAUUCUUUAGAUUGAAUGCAUGGUCACGCUGGGACCCAGAAGAGCCACUCCGACAGUGUAUUCGAUUCCCCUUUUAGCAAUAAAGUAACACCAUGUCCUUCUCACAGCCCAGCUCCCAACCCACCUAUGACUUCAUCCUCCAAUCCUGCCCUCCCCUACCCUCACAACUGGAUCCAAUGCUAAUUUGUCAAAAAAGGCAAUUGUCUAAAAAGGAAAUAAACAAACAAAGUCCCAAACAGGAACAGAUGGGAACCCUGACAUGUCCAAACACCUGACUGUUGACACUUGAACAUUUUUAUAUUAUAAAUAAAAUCAGAAAUAACUCCUGUUUGACUGUGUGUACCUGGCCCAGCUGAGGGAAGACAGGAGGAGGAUCUGGGCCCUGUGGGUACUGGAAUAGAUUGGAGAGGGCCAGGGCAGUCCCUGAGCGGAAGUGACCCUCUCUCCAGUCCCGCUGGCCCCAGUUCCAAGGACCUGUUCCAAGUCUUCCUUCCAAAUCAUUUAUAAGGUGUCGCCCCUGGGUGCUGGGGAACCCAGCCAAGGGACUGACGCAAAUUGUUCUGCUUUAAACUCAGCCUCCGAACUCUGGCCCAGCCCCUGCCCUGGAGCUAGGAGGCUGGACUGAGGCAACAGUUUCCCACCCAGGUGGGUGAAAAGAGAAGGGUUGUGGGGUUGGCACUGGGGCAGCAGAGACAAAGAUGACCCUUGGGGCCUCAGGCACGUCACAGGCAGAGUCUGGACAUGUAAGACAGCAUAAUGGAUACCCUCAUUGCCAGAAGGACCACAGCAGCUGCGCUUCUAAGCCCACAGGGUAUUGCUCUUUCCCCAAUUUUAUACCCCCUCAGAGCCAGGGCCUGUCUAAACCUGCAGCUCUGAUGAAGGUCUGAACUCAGGCGAGGAGGAGGCAGAUGGAGUCCGAGGUGAAGAGUCUUUCUCAUCAGCCACCUAGAAUACCAGAAACCAAGAUUCCAGCCUCCUGGACCUGAAGCCUCCUCUCCAAAGAGCUGGGGUGAAUGUGUACAUAUUUACGUAUGCUUAUGUGCGUCCUUGAAUGUCACACUAACAGAGUAGCGGGACAGAGAGGCACAGAGCAACAAGGACCGAAUCUGAGUGCCAGUUUGGCCCUCGCUAGCUCUGUGCUUUCUCCAACCCACAAUUUGCUUAGUGAGAGAUGAGGAAAACACUGUAUACCUCAGCGAGCUGCUGUGGAGGUCACGUGCGGAUGGGCCAGCACCGCUCCUGAGAGAUUGUCUAGAAGACAGCUACCUUGAUGGUGGUGGGGACAGAAUCCUGAGCCUUGCAACCUUGAAUCACAAAGUGGCAAAAACUCGAUGAGGAGAUGAUUAAGAAAAGUCUAAACUUAAAAAUUCAUCAUUAUAUUUGUUGGUGGGUGCUGAAGGGGGCACUUUUUACAAAGGAAAAAAAUAGGGGAAAAAUUACUGGGCUGAAUGUUAAACCUGUAGAUCAUGGACGUCUUCCAGGCCCCAGCCAGUGACUGCGUUAGACCCCUCUGCUAUCUGUUUGCCGUUGCCUUGAGAGCUGUCUUAGGGCGGUAAUCCUUAUGUACGACCUCUGAUCUCCAUGUGACCCCAGGUUAACGGCUACGACCUCUUAAUGAGUCCACCGAGCAGAUCUUAGUGUGAUCCAGGUUAGAGCCCUCACUUAGGCUCUGUGAGGGCUCUCAGUGGUUGCCUUCUCGGUUUUCAUUCAGAAACCACCGCUGUGACUCAAAUGAACUCUCCUAUCUGUAUACGACCCCGGUUGACUUAGUGAACUUGUACCUGACCCCAUUUUGCUCCUUUAUCAUCUGCCCUGUAUUCUAAGGUACCUGCCAGAGUCCAAGGAUAGAACCUAACCUAGCUCCUCGGCUCUCUCCUCAUUAUAUCAGCCACCUACUCCCUGGACGUGUCUGGUUGGGACUCAGGAGCACACUCGACCAGAGAGACCCUCUUGCCCACCCUGACUCUCAGGUUUCAGCCUUGGGGAAAACUUGAGUGUGUGGCCUUUCAGGAAGCAUUGCAAUCACUUCAAGCAACUUCCCUUCCACUACCCUGUCCCCUGGAACACUCAGGACAUUCAGGCAGCUUCAUAGGUCAAAAUUCUCUUCCCUGCUCCCCAAAUUAUUUUCUUUUUAGUAUCACAUUUAGUGUCUUUCCCCAGCCUCUCUCAGAGUCCCCAAUGGCAAUGAAUGAUAACCACUUCCCCGAGACCCCCCAUAUCUGUGAGACCCAUGGAGGCAGGGAGUGGACCUCCUUUACCACCAUCCCAGCACCCAGCAACAAUCUAUGCCUCAUGGUUGCCCCUCACUGAAGAGGUUGAAGGCUGUCUGUCAAGAGUUAGCAACCAGGAGUUCCUGAGCCCUGGGCAAAUAACCAGGACCUCUAUAUGGAGAAAACUGCUUACUCCAUUUUGUCAGGCCCUGGGUUUGACUAGUUCUCCUGGGCAUGUUAGGAGCCACGGUUAGGGAAGAGGAACAUGAUGGUCUAUUAGAAUGCAGGAAAAAUAUUAGAACUUUGAUUUAGAUUUAUUUUCAUCUCAUCUUUUUUAAAUUUCUAUUUUUGUGUAUGUUUUAUAAUGUACAUAAUAUUUUAGUACAGUAGUACAUGUAUAUAAUUUACAAAUAAAGAAUUAUACAAUUAA